AACACAGCACAGCCCCGACAAGUGUAGUCAGAACAUGUGUACUUUUCCGUUGUUUCUGUCACAGAAAGCGCAUUCCAAGGCACGUCGCUUUCUAUUACAGACCUAUUUCUUCUAACAACAAAACCCCCGACUGCUUUGGAUACACCAGAAGGUUUAAAGGAGGCCUCAAAGAUGCCCUCUGCAGAAGUCAACUCUCCAUCCCAGCUGAUGAGGAGCAUCAAAGAAGAGACAGAGGAGUUCAGCUUAGCUGACUCUCCAUCCCAGCUGAACAUAAAAGAAGAGAGAGAAGAGUUCACUGCUUUUACAGAACAACUGAACGUAAAAGAAGAGAGAGAAGAGUUCCCUGGUUCUCCUGAACAGCUGGAGAUGAAAGAAGAGAGAGAAGAGUUCCCUGGUUCUCCAGAACAGCUGGAGAUAAAAGAAGAGAGAGAAGAGUUCCUUGCUUUUUCAGACCAGCUGAACAUAAAAGAUGAGAGAGAAGAGUUCCUGGCUUCUCCCGAUCAGCUGAGCGUAAAAGAAGAGACAGAGCAGUUCCCCGGUUCUCCACCUCAGUUCCCUGGUUCUCUAGAGGAGACAGAGCAGUUCCCCGGUUCUCCACCUCAGUUCCCUGGUUCUCCCGAUCAGCUGAGCGUGAAAGAAGAGACAGAGCAGUUCCCUGGUUCUCUAGAGGAGACAGAGCAGUUCCCUGGUUCUCUAGAGGAGACAGAGCAGUUCCCUGGUUCUCUAGAGGAGACAGAGCAGUUCCCUGGUUCUCUAGAGGAGACAGAGCAGUUCCCUGGUUCUCUAGAGGAGACAGAGCAGUUCCCUGGUUCUCUAGAGGAGACAGAGCAGUUCCCUGGUUCUCCACCUCAGUUCCCUGGUUCUCCACCUCAGGGGAGCGGCAUAAGAGAGGACGGCAGGAAAUCUGGGCGUCAGAUCCUCUGCAGCGGAGCGGAGUUUUCUGGAGAAACACAUUUUGCUGCCCAACACAGAGAGACCAUACCCGUGCCUUCUGAUGCCCUCCUCAAAGAGACCAUACCCGUGCCUUCUGAUGCCCUCCACAGAGAGGCCAUACUCGUGCCUUCUGAUGCCCUCCUCAAACGGCGUCCGUACCGCACCCCUGAGCGGCCGUACCCUUGCAGCCAGUGUAAGAAGAGCUUUUGGCUGAAAGCAGACCUCCAAUACCACAGUCGCAUUCACACAGGGGCACUUUCAUGCACCGACUGUGGAAAAACCUUCUCUAACUCUUUUAACUUUUCCUCACAUCGUCGCAUUCAUACUGGAGAGAAGCCAUACGCUUGCAGUCAGUGUGACAGGAGCUUUAGGACAAAAGCAGAGCUCCAGCGACACCAGCCUGUUCACACAGGGGAGAGGCCGUACGCUUGCACUCAGUGUGACAGUAGCUUUAUUGAAAAAAAACAGCUAAAAGACCACCUAGGUGUUCACACAGAGCAGAAACCAUUUUUAUGCACAGACUGCGGAAAGAGUUUCUCACAUAUUUCUAACCUCUAUGCACAUUGUCGCAUUCACACUGGAGAGAGGCCAUAUGCUUGCAGUCAGUGUGGCAAGAGCUUUAGGACAACACAAAGCUUCAAAAUCCAUCAGCGUGUUCACACAGGAGAGAAACCAUAUUCAUGCACAGACUGUGGAAAGAGUUACUCACAAUCCUCUAGUCUUGUCAAACAUCGUCUCUUUCACACUGGAGAGAGGCCGUACUCUUGCAGUCAGUGUGACAAGACCUACAAGACAAAAUUAAACCUCCGAAUCCACCAGCGUUUUCACACGGGGGAGAGGCCAUUUUCAUGCACAGACUGUGGAAAGAGUUUCUCACAGUCUUCUAGUCUCCGCACACAUUGUCGAAUUCACACUGGAGAGAGGCCAUAUGCUUGCAGUCAGUGUGACAAGAACUAUAAGACAAAAAGAGAGCUCCAAGUCCACCAGCGUGUUCACACAGGGGAGAAACCAUUUUCAUGCACCUAAUGUGGAAGAAGCUUCUCACGGUCCUCUCACCUCCGCAAACAUAGUCAAAUUCACACUAAAGAGAGACCAUAAGCUUGCACUAGAGAGAGGCCAUAAGCUUGCACUAGAGAGAGACCAUAAGCUUGCCGUCAGUGUGACAAGAGCCUCAAGACGGAACGAAACCUCCAAAUGCAUCAGUGUAUUCACACAGGGGAGAAACCAUGUUCAUGCAAUGACUGUGGAAUGAGUUUCUCAGUCUUUUGACCUGAAGAGAGGCUUGUCGUCACACUUGAGAGAAGCCAUACGCUUGCAGCUAGUGUGAAAAGAGCUCCUCACACUCUUCUAACCUUAAUGUCUUACUGCAGCCACUAGGCUUCUGUAGUGGACGCCGGGGUCCACAUUUUCAAUUUUGAAGUUUGCUGCUCGUGUAUGCCGCCAAUUUACCAUGUAUGAACUGGUUGCAAGAAACAAAUCGCCUUCCUCCAUGUAAUUGCGAGGCGGAACCAGCCUAUUAAGCUUAGCCAGCAGAGUCAGCCGCUAUUGACUUUAAUGGGAAAUGCCAUCCUUCUCGAACUCUUUAAAUGUGAUUAAGAUAUUAUGUGGGGGUGAAUAAAGUCAUUCUUUCACUUUCA
Engraulis encrasicolus (European anchovy) is the source of this 2570-nucleotide messenger RNA. Its product is annotated as zinc finger protein 3 homolog. Lineage: Eukaryota; Metazoa; Chordata; Actinopteri; Clupeiformes; Engraulidae. Gene Ontology annotation, molecular function: RNA polymerase II cis-regulatory region sequence-specific DNA binding; DNA-binding transcription factor activity, RNA polymerase II-specific. The transcript is spliced from 3 exons. Gene Ontology annotation, biological process: regulation of DNA-templated transcription. The coding region runs from base 172 to 1959 and encodes 595 amino acids. The record is from RefSeq and is a predicted model, not a curated record.